CACCCAGGCAUGAACCAUAAAAUGAGCCGCACACUCACCUUCCCGUCAGUCUAGUCUGUUUCGGGAGCUGAGUAGUGAGAACAUGUCCAACCUCCGUGUGUACUUCAUGGCGCUGACACUGGGUGGUCUGCUGGGGGGAACGACAGCGCGGGGUCGCCACGUGCAGGAGGUGGAGGCGGUUACAGGCGGGCAUUACUCGCUCCGGUGCCCGGCUGAAGCCAAGUCAGGCGUCAACUACACCUCACUGCGAUGGUACAAGCUUCCCGGCGGCCCCGUGGAGAAAUACGUCGACUCGGAGCGCGAGGUGGACCUGCUGGACCGGACCUUGUCCCUGCACAACGUGACGUGCGCCGACGCUGGCGUGUAUGCGUGCCGACUGGAGGCACCUGCAGGAGAGCGGAGCAGGAAGGGGGAGGUUCUUCUCACCUUGUCAGAUUGUUCUGACAGAGACUGGCGACAAAUAUGGACGGACACGCAGAUCAUUUUCGCCUCAGUAGUGCUUUUGUUUGCACUUUUUGUCUUCCUGUUAGCGUAUGGCAGUUUUAAGACGAUCCACCAAGACAGAAAGAAGACAACCAGACCAAAGAUCUCCCUGGACGCUCCACUUCAGCCGCUUGACAAGAAAGACUUGAUCUUAAUCUCCACUUUAGGUCCUUCAUGUUCUCCCAGAAAGUCCACCAUGAAGCACAUGUGUGUUUAGUCAAGUGUGGACCAAUAUCACUCUUGACAAGACACACUAGUAUCGCCCUCGAUGAAUGCACCCCCUGAUCCAAAAAUACUUGAAUGAUAUGUUGCAAAACAUAAACAGAGACAAUAAAUAUUUAUUAUUUUUACGCAUUUUUUUGUUUAGUGUGAAGUAUUUGUGUACACCAAGUGUAUAUUUGUCAAUGUUGUGUGUGUCAUCACACACAUAAUGUGUCAUGUCAGGAAAGUGUCAUGUUUACUCUUGCAUCAGAGUCCAUGCAGGCUGGUUGUUGACGAAUGAAGUGACUCAGAAGUGGAAAUGUCCUGACAUUAAAACUCAUCUUUAAUAAAUUCCCCUCGCACUGUACGCACCUUC
This is a messenger RNA of Nerophis lumbriciformis (worm pipefish), 1060 nucleotides long. NCBI's taxonomy places the organism in Eukaryota, Metazoa, Chordata, Actinopteri, Syngnathiformes, Syngnathidae. The record is from RefSeq and is a predicted model, not a curated record.